This is a messenger RNA of Blepharisma stoltei, 2467 nucleotides long. NCBI's taxonomy places the organism in Eukaryota, Ciliophora, Heterotrichea, Heterotrichida, Blepharismidae. The record is from the annotation of a GenBank genome assembly.
AUGGAGUCCAAGCAUUAUUGGUUUUCAGACAAUGCUACUAGAUCAAUCCUUCCAAAAGACGACGGUAAAUAUUUAUAUUGGGUCACAGGGAUCAAUGAUGAACUUCCAAUCAUAAUGUCAUCAAAUAUGCCCUAUGAGGAACCUCUCACUUAUGCCCAAAUUAUUCAAGAAGCAGUGAUAGCAUCUCCGUUUAAAACUUUCUUAAGAGCUAAGCGUAACAGCUCCACCGUAACUUAUAAUUACCAAGAAUUUUAUUCUCAAUCUCUCCAAUUUUCUGUAUCACUGAUUUGUCUAGGAAUUGCACAGAGACAAGCAAUUAACAUAAUUGGAUUUAAUUCACCAGAAUGGAUAAUUGCUUUUUCUGGUGCCAUCCUUGCAAAUUGUGUUCCAGUUGGAGUUUACACUACAAGUGGAAGUGAAAAUUGCCUUUAUAUUGCGGAGCAUAGCGAAGCUGAGCUUGUGGUUGUAGAAAACGAGUCUCAUUUAAAGAAAUAUCUGCAUAUAUGAGAUAAGCUCCCUAAAGUAAAAGGAAUUGUGGUUUUUGCCCCAAAGACUGAUUUAAAAGAAUACAAAGGAGAAAGACCUGUAUUUUCAUGGGAGGAGUUCAUGAACUUAGGCUCAGAUGUUGAUCCUCAAGAAAUAGAAAAUCGCAUAAAUUCAAUAAGAGCAACUCAAGCGGUCACUAUUGUUUAUACUUCAGGCACAACUGGACCUCCUAAAGGAGUUCUUCUUAGCCACGACAAUUAUAUUUUCGCUGCCAAAAGAACUCUAGAAAAGUACAGAACCAGUGGAACUGAUGAACAAUUUUUCUCAUAUCUUCCCUACAGUCAUGUGGCUGCUCAGUGUUUUGACUUUUUUACAGUUAUUCUAGCUAAAGGCUGUGUGAAUUUUCCAGAUGAAUCAGCUCUUCAAACUGGUAUUGGCCCAGCUCUAAAAGAAUACAGACCCACCUUCUUUUGGGGUGUCCCAAGAAUAUAUGAAAAAAUUGAAGAGUCAAUCAAGCGUAUGAUUGCUGCAAGCACACCUAGCCAAAAGAAAAUGAUUGCCUGGGCAAGAGAAAUAGGACUAAAAUCAAUGCUUUUGUUGUUUGAGAAAAAGCCUCUUCCUCAUAAUUACCAUAUUGCAAAUUCUUUAUUUUUCCAGCCUCUCAAAGAAGCAUUAGGUUUUGAGAGAUGCAAAACGUUUUUAUUUGGGGCAGCUCCACUUGGUAAAGUAACCCUUGAGUUCUUUUUAUCAGUUGGAAUACCUUUAACAAAUCUUUUUGGGAUGUCUGAAGCUGCUUCUCCAUUGAUGAUGAAUACAAUAUAUGAGUGCUCAGUUUGAAGCGUUGGAAAACCAUUAAGAGGAUGUGAAGCAAAAAUUGUGAAUUCCAAAGGGGAGAAACUACCAUGUGGGGAAAUUGGAGAAAUUGUGUAUAAAGGAAGAAAUAGAUUUUUGGGGUACUUGAAAAAUGAAAAAAGCACGAGAGAAACGAUUGAUUCUCAAGGAUUUUUGCACUCUGGGGAUGAAGGGUUUAUGGACAGGGAUGGAUUUUUUACGAUAACUGGAAGAAUCAAGGAGCUGAUUAUUACGGCGGGAGGUGAAAACAUUCCUCCAGUUCUGAUUGAAGAUGAGUUUAUAAAAUAAAAUGGCAUUCGGUUCGAGUGAAAUUAGCUCCGCUAAUUUUCUCUCUCUCAAGCAAUUUUACUUAAGGGGCUAGGUUUUCUUCUGAGAACUUCUGUACAGCAAUAGCAGUGAGCAAAGUGGUUCGAUCCAGAAGUCCAUGGGCCCUGCAUAUGGAUAAAUAUGGUGGCAGCUCUAGAUGCGGCUACCCCGUCGUGGACGUAAAACAUAAUAGAUAAUAUAACGAUAACGAUUGAAGAUGAAAUCAAAUCACUUUGUAAAAUUGCAAAUUCAGUACUUUGUGUUGGUGAUGCUAAGAAAUAUCUUGCUUUACUUUUGACUUUAAAGAGAGUUCCAAACUCUGAUGGAAGUCUGUCAGAAAAUUUAACUCCAGAGGUCAUCUCAAUUUUGAAAUCAUUCGGGAGUCCGGCAUCUGAAAAUAAAACAGCUAUGGAGUGUCCAUUAGUGCAUAAAUAUAUUCAGCAUGCAAUUGAUCAUUAUAAUAAACAUGCUGUUUCAAGAGUAAGGUAGGUAUGUCAUAAAUAUUUUAUAAUAUUGAGAAGAUUAAAUAAUUUUAUUAUUUUAUAAUAUAAAUCCUAGUUUAAUUUUAAAUAUUUCUGCUAUUUUAUUAAGAGCUGAUUUCAAAAAAACUCAUUUGUAUCCAUUACUUUAAAAUUAAUAGAUGCUCUCAGUGCUUAUUAUAUGGAAGGAAGCCUUACAUCAAAUCAAAAAAUGGGCUUUCCUUCCGCAAGAAUUUUCAGUUGCUGGCGGAGAUUUGACUCCAACUAUGAAAUUAAAGAGAAGUGUAGUCCAUAAAAAGAAUAAAGCUAUCAUUGAUAAGCUUUAUGAAGAUCCUCAUAUCUAA